CGCACAUGCAGAAUCAACUGAGAUUCUUUUGUUUUCCGCUGCAAAGAGAGACACAUGCUCAUCUUCGUGGUGACGACGACCUUCUGGGUCAUCCAGAGGACCUCCUCCACAGGACUGGCUCUAGACCUGGAAGGUGUCUGGAAAGACUGGAAGGCCACCCAUGGUAAAGAAUACCUGGAGGAGGAAGAGAACUUCCGUCGGACCAUCUGGGAAAAGAAUCUACGGAUGAUUCGGCAGCACAACUUGGAGGCGUCUCUAGGAAAACACACCUAUCGGCUGGGGAUGAACCACUUCGGCGAUUUGACAAACGAAGAGUUCAACCAGAGGACGAACUGCCUCCUUCCGAGCACAGUGGAACCGCCCGGUGGGAACGUCACCUUGUUCCGGGAAUCAGCCAUUGUGGAAACGCCCAAGGAGGUGGAUUGGCGGAAAAAGGGUUACGUCACCCUAGUCAAAGACCAGGGUAACUGUGGGUCAUGUUGGGCAUUCAGCGCCACUGGAGCCCUGGAAGGCCUGCAUUUCAAGGUGACCAAACGUCUCGUCUCACUAAGUGAACAAAACCUCAUUGACUGCUCUGGAAAUUUCCGCAAUAAAGGAUGUGGUGGUGGAAAUGCCUCAAGGGCUUUCCUGUAUGUGCAGCACAAUGGGGGCAUUAACUCUGAGGAAACAUACCCGUAUUUAUCAGAGAAAAAUCCCUGUCGUUACAACCCCCAGAAAAUAGCAGCCAAGUGUUCUUCCUCUGUGAUGGUCUCGAAGGGGGAUGAGAGAGCCCUGGAGCAAGCUGUGGCCAAUGUUGGCCCUGUUUCUAUUGCCUUGGAUUCUAGGAGCAAAGAGUUCCAGUUCUACAAAUCAGGGAUUUUCUCCUGUCCUUGGAAUGGCAAAGCGUUGACACACGCCGUGCUGGCAGUGGGCUAUGUCAAGUCCCCAGAAGGCGGGAAAGGACCAAACUAUUGGAUCUUGAAGAACAGUUGGUCUAAAAUAUGGGGUGAAAAAGGUUACAUGCGACUGUUGAAAGGAGCCAAUCAAUGCGGUGUAGCUGAUGGCGCGAGCUACCCUGUGCUGAAACCAGCCGAAGAGCCGUGACCCCACCUUCCGGAACUUUCCCAACUUCAGUGCUGCGAACCACAGUAAGGUUGGGCUGCUGCGGCUGCUGCGGUCAUCGGUUCCGUCAGAGCUGGAGUGAAACUCUGCAGAGAUUUGCGACAAACGCUUCCAAAUGUGAUAAAUGGCAGUGCUUUUUCAAUAGCCCUAAUUUUAUCAGCCAGAGGAUGCACCCGUUCUUUGUUGAUUUUAUAUCCCAAAUACUGUACUUCAGGCUUCAUGAAAAACCAUUCUUUUUGCCUCAAGCACAGGCCAGAUUCCUCUAAUCUUUGAAGUACUAGCUCAAGUAUCAAAAGGUGUUCUUCAUCAUCUUGGCCAGUGAUAAGGAUAUCAAACCUAACCACUCUGCCAGGAAUCUGUCCCAUAGCUCUCUGAAAUAUACCAGGGGCUGAAGAAAUGCCAUAGGGUAAUUGGUUCUAUUACUACAAGCUACUAUAAGCUUAUAGUAUAGGGCGGUAACACUACUGGUAUUUGCAAUGAACUCCAUAUCCCAUCAGAGAACCUUUCCGGUGCCAGCGAUUGUUCUUUCAUCGACUUACUUUCAAGUCUUUUGGCCCAACAUCUGCAGAUUUCCCUCCCAAAAACAAAUAAUACGCUUUGCAAACAGAUGGCCUGUCAUCGUUAAGGGUUGUAAACCAUGUCGUUACAAAUAUUUAUGACAAAAAUAUUGGGAUGUUAGAAGAGGGAGAGGAACCUUGAAAAUAAAGGAGAUGAAAACGAA
Sphaerodactylus townsendi is the source of this 1822-nucleotide messenger RNA. Its product is annotated as procathepsin L-like. Bases 55 to 1083 code for a protein of 342 amino acids. The record is from RefSeq and is a predicted model, not a curated record. The transcript has 8 exons. Gene Ontology annotation, cellular component: lysosome. Gene Ontology annotation, biological process: immune response. Gene Ontology annotation, molecular function: cysteine-type endopeptidase activity. Lineage: Eukaryota; Metazoa; Chordata; Lepidosauria; Squamata; Sphaerodactylidae.